Molecule: messenger RNA, 3391 nt
Organism: Linum trigynum
Lineage: Eukaryota; Viridiplantae; Streptophyta; Magnoliopsida; Malpighiales; Linaceae
Source: the annotation of a GenBank genome assembly
AUACCUGGUCUCCACCUAAAAUACCCGACCGGGUAUUCUGACCGGGUAUUGCGAACGCAGGCUGUUAAAAGCCUGUUUUGUGCGUUUCUGCAAAGGAUAGCUGGGUUUUUGUAUCCCAAACAUCCAAGGGACGAACCAAAGAGAGAGAGGACGAUUUGAGGGCAUUCUUGGAGUGUAAUUGCAGGAUUUCUUCGCCUUGGAAGCUCGAGGAAUAAUCCCAGACUUGAAGACUGAUCAUCUGAAUAUUCUUACUGCAGUCUCUCUCUUCUCUAUGGAGUAACUUCCCUUCACUUAGGUUUUGAGGAACCCUAGCUAUGUUUGUUUGAUUGGAUGAUUGUAUGAGUACUCCUACUUGAUAAUCUUGAGUUCAUAUUCAAUCUAUGCACGUUUUCAUGAUUCAAUUCUGCUUUAGUCGAGAUUAUUGAUUCUGUUUUGAUCCUAUGAGAGAGAAUACCUGAUUAGGUCAAUAGAGCACCAUAGAUUGAUAGUAGUGGAUCGAUUGCUUUAGUCGAGGGUUGAUUCACUGCUUUGUAUCGAUUGAGAACCUCUUUCGAUAGAGGGAGUCUAGUUCAGAACGCCUUGAUCGGUUAUUCUAGAGAAGGAUACGUCCCUCUAGGCAAUCGACUCAAGAGGGCCUUGACCCUUUAGCCGAGAUUCAAGGUCUAGUCAAGGAUUCUCCGCAUUGUGAAUGAAAGUGAAACAAGCUAGAAAUCAUCAAUCAUUAAUCUGGCUAGUGGCUAGGGGGAAUCAUACCUAAGUGAGUUCCCGACCUGUAAUUAGAUUAACUUUAACUGUAGUUUGCUAGAUUAGUUUUAGUUCUCCCAUCUUAAUCUGGUUUGCUAGAUAAUGAACUGAAGCUGAGUAAUAGUAACUCUAGAGACCCGUGGAUUCGAUAUUUAUUACUUGAGCCACUAAACUGCAGUCCUUUUCAUUGGUUACACUUGGCCAUUGUUAAGAGUUGUGUCAUAGCGAGUCAGGAACCAUCGCCUCCCUCUGGGGCGGUGGUUUGCAGGUAGGAUGGGGAAACACGCCGCGAGUCGCAUGCGGCCUGGGGUUGGGUUCUUCUGCUUCGAAGGAGGUGAUUCUGGCUACAUCGGCUGUGCACUUCACUGGACUGGAUGACCCCAUGCAGGUGGAGAUUUUGGCUCUCCGAGAUGCGGUCCAUUGGUGUGUUCAGAGGGGGUUAUCGGUGGUUCGAUUCGAAGGUGAUGUUAAGUUCAUUAUUGAUAGACUUAACCAAGCUCAGAACAAUGAUAGUCGUGCUGGGCCCAUUUUCCGUGAAGUUUUAAGCUACCUAUCUGAGCAUAUAGGGUUUUUAGUUCGAUUUGUUGGUCGGCGUAGUAAUAGGGUAGCCCAUUUGAUGGCUCGUAAGGCCCUUUCCUUGUACCCAACCCCGUGUCGCUCGUUUAAUUUUGUGGCAUGGCUUCGAUCCCGGAUGUAAUGAUCUUCUUUUCCAAUCAAUAUAUAUAUGAUUAUCUUUUGUAAAUAAAAAAAAGGAAUGGAGACCCAGAUUGUAUCUUGGAUGCCUACUAAUUUUUUUUGUAGAUCUUUGUUUGUUUUGUUUCCAUAAUAAUAAUAAUAAUAAUAAUAAUAAUAAUAAUAAUAAUAAUAGAAGAAGAAAAGACCUAAUAAAAAUAUUAAUAACCUUUCGAAAAUGGGUGGAUUCAAGUAAUUUUAGAUAGUAUUCAAGAAAGUGUUGUGUAAGACGGGCCAGACCUUGAAUAGGUGCGCUUAAUCACGGGAAGCUAAAAUAAUAGUCAUGAACCAAAAUCAUCCUAUCGACCUCUCAUUCUCAACUCAUUAAAAACACGUGCUAAAGAAUAUAAUAUUUGCAAACCGAAGAAGGAAGAAGUAGUAGAAUGGUGGAGCGAAUUAGAUAACCUUUGAGAAUGAUCAAAAAAGAAAAGUCUUCAAUUGGAACUUGAUAAUGUGACUGGAUUUGUUCUAGUUACUCUUCGGGACGGAGGAGCUUCUCGAACGAGGAAAUGAUCCAAGCAAAUUUAUUUCAUAACUAUUUGAGCAGGAAUUGACGAAGAACCAAUAAUAAUGUUAGCUUUAGUAGUAUUGAUUGAAAAUAGAAAUGGGACGUGGCUAAGUGUUAGAGCACAACAAAAGGACGAAGAAAUUGCUCUAAAUAGGGCCUUCUCUUACUCUGACCUAGUGGCUAGCAGCUCUUGGGAGCGGAAGAUCCAAAAGGGAGGUCUCUAUUUCUCUCUAACCUAGCAGCAUAUAUAGAAGGAGAAGAGAGAUAUCACGAGGGCUUAUGCAGCCUCAGAGGAUGACAUGGCUAUUGUAUUUUGAGUUUUACUCUUUCAACCAAUCAAUCUUUUUGAAGAAUAUUGCUAAAACUUGUAAUUGAUCUCCUCGAAUAUGGACAUGUUGUCCAGUCAGAAUCACUAUAUCUAGUAAGUUUUAUAGUUGAGUCACAUGGAUUAAACAAACCUUGCCUUGAAGAAUUUUUUUAGAUACUUGAACAUCCUUUGUAGAACUUAGUUGUGCAUUGUCAUUGGAGAGUCUUAGAACUAGCCACAACUGUUGUACUUCAAAUGCAAUGUCAAGUCUGGUGUUGUUCAAGUAUUGCAAAAGUAUAGUUUUACUCUUUCAUACAAUACUUUUGUUAUCAAACAUAGAUCCCAUUAUUUGUUAUGCUAAUCCUCUAAGCCAAUGAAAUAUUGUAAUUCACUCAAGUCCUUCAUGUUAAUACAUGACAUGAGCUUUGUCUUAACAGAUUUCACGAUCUCAAGGCUAGCACUUCCAAGUUCCAACCACAAUAUCACCAACCUAAACAAUCCGAACCACUAGGUGAUCCUGAACAUCAGACAAUAAAAUUGAAUAGUCUACAUAUGACUGCUUAAAUCCAUUACUAACCACAUACUGUAUUAACUUGACAGACCACAUUCUACUUUCAACCCAUAAAGGGAUUUAUUAAGUUUGCAUAAUUUCCCUUGAACUCAUACCAAUCCUUUAAUAUCGGUGGAAACUCCAUAUAGACUUCCUUAUAUAAAUCUCCAUUCAUAAAGGCAUUAUUUACAUCAAUUUGGUGUAAAUGGCACUUAUGAAUUGAAGCAACAACAAGCAAUAUUUUCGUAUAAGGUAUCUUUUCAAGAGGAGAAUAAGUGUCAUGGUAAUUAAUUUCAUAAACUUGAGGGCACCCUUUUGCAGCCACUCUUGCCCUUAACCUCUCAACUGUCUUAUCUAGGUUGUAUUUAAUUUAAAACCCCUAUUUAUAACCAAUCAUCUUUAUCCCUAGGGCAAGUUAGUAAUCUCUCAAUUAUCAUUGUCAUGAAGAGCUUGAAACUCUCAUUCAUUGCAUAUUUUGCUAUCAUGGAUCCUUAGGUGCUUCAGCAUAACUAACAAGUUCUGGAUUGGAAAAUAAAGUCAUGGCAUAAUG